UGGUUUGCAACUUUGGAAAAGGGAGGAUGUUGCUCUCCGACCCGUUUCGUUUUUGCACCGGGGAUUGUUUUGGUUUCGGGUUUGAAGGCAGCUGUCAGGAAAGCGGCGUGCAAAUUCAUCAGGCCUCCCCCCUCCCCCCUUUUGAUAUUUUGUCUGUAUUUGGAGAGCCUUGUCAAGUAAACAGCGGUGAAACGGGGAGCUUCGUUAGCUAAUGGACUCCAAAGAAUCAUUAAACCCCCCUGGUGGAGAAGAAACCACAAAAAGCGUGCAUUGUCGGGACGGAGGAGGAGGAAAUGUCAUGAACUUCUAUACAACCUUAAGGGGUGGAGCUAUCGUGAAGGUUUCUGCAUCUUCAUCCCCACUGGCUGCCGCAUCUCAGUCAGAGACCAAGCAGCAGCUGGUUUUGGGUGAUUUUUCCAAAGGCUCAGUAAGUAAUGCGCCACCCCAGCCGGAUCUUUCUAAGGCCGUUUCUCUCUCCAUGGGACUCUAUAUGGGCGAAACAGAAACAAAAGUGAUGGGAAAUGACCUGGGAUUUCCACAGCAGGGCCAAAUUGGGGUUUCUUCUGGAGAAACGGACUUCAGACUCCUCGAAGAGAGCAUCGCCAGCCUCAAUAAGUCGUCCGGCGUGCCGGAGAGCUCUAAGGGUCCGGCGCCCGCUGGGCCCGACAAGGAGUUUCCAACGACGACGGAUUGUGAUCUUGCUUUAGAGCAGCGGACUUCAGUUCAAGGCCAGACUGGCGCAACCGGUGGCAACGUGAAGCUGUAUACCGAAGACCAAAGUACCUUUGAUAUUCUGCAAGAUUUAGAGUUGCCCACCAGGUCGCCCGGCAGGGAGGCCAACGAUAGCCCCUGGAGAUUAGACCCUCUGCUGGAAGAGGGUGGUUUGCUUUCUCCUUUGGGAGCAGACGAUCCAUUUCUCUUAGAAGGAAGCGCCAGCGAAGACUGCAAGCCUCUUCUUUUACCGGACACUAAGCCUAAAAUCACCGAGCAUGGAGAGCUGCUUCUCCCCAGUCCCAGCGUGCAGAUGCCUCAAGUGAAAAUGGAGAAAGAAGACUUUAUUGAACUCUGUACCCCAGGGGUGAUAAAACAAGAGAAAGUGGGCACAGUUUACUGCCAAGCCGGCUUUCCCGGGGCGAAUAUUCUCGGUAACAAAGUAUCUGCCAUUUCCGUUCAUGGUGUCAGUACCUCUGGAGGACAGAUGUACCACUAUGAUUUGAAUACUGCGUCCCUUUCUCAGCAGCAGGAUCAGAAGCCUAUUUUUAAUGCCAUUCCAACUCUUCCUGGUAGUUCAGAAAGUUGGAAUAGAUGCCAGGGAUCUGGGGAUGACAGUUUGACUUCCUUGGGAACUUUAAACUUUGCUGGUCGACCUGUGUUUUCCAACGGCUAUUCAAGCCCCGGAAUGAGACCAGAUGUAAGCUCUCCACCAUCCAGUUCCUCAACGUCGACGGGACCACCUCCCAAACUCUGCCUGGUUUGCUCUGACGAGGCCUCGGGGUGUCAUUACGGAGUCCUGACCUGCGGGAGUUGCAAAGUGUUCUUCAAAAGAGCCGUGGAAGGUAGACAACAUAACUACCUUUGUGCUGGAAGAAAUGAUUGUAUUAUAGAUAAAAUUCGGAGAAAAAACUGUCCUGCUUGCCGCUAUCGAAAAUGUCUUCAAGCCGGAAUGAAUCUAGAAGCUCGAAAAACCAAGAAAAAGAUCAAAGGAAUCCAGCAGGCUGGUGCAACUGCAGGGAGAGAGGCUUCGGAAAGUCCUGUCAACAAAAACUUGGUUCCUGCAUCCUUGCCCCAGCUCACCCCUACUCUGGUUUCAUUGCUGGAGGUCAUUGAGCCAGAAGUGUUGUAUUCAGGUUACGACAGUUCCAUGCCCGAUUCGACUUGGAGGAUUAUGUCAACGCUCAACAUGCUAGGAGGCCGCCAGGUGAUUGCCGCCGUAAAAUGGGCAAAGGCAAUACCAGGUUUCAGAAAUUUACACCUGGAUGACCAAAUGACCCUGCUUCAGUACUCCUGGAUGUUCCUGAUGGCUUUUGCCCUAGGAUGGAGAUCAUACAAACAAUCAAGUGCAAACCUGCUGUGUUUUGCUCCAGAUCUGAUUAUUAACGAGCAGAGAAUGAACUUACCCUGCAUGUAUGACCAAUGUAGGCACAUGCUUCUGGUGUCCAAUGAACUGCAACGGCUCCAGGUUUCAUACGAAGAGUAUCUCUGCAUGAAAACCUUGCUGCUUCUCUCUACAGUUCCCAAGGAAGGCUUGAAGAGCCAGGCCCUAUUUGACGAAAUCCGCAUGACUUACAUCAAAGAGCUGGGAAAGGCCAUAGUCAAGAGAGAAGGGAACUCCAGUCAGAACUGGCAGCGAUUCUAUCACCUGACAAAACUUUUGGACUCCAUGCACGAUGUAGUUGAAAAUCUCCUAAGCUAUUGCUUCCAAAGUUUUUUGGAUAAAUCCAUGAGUAUUGAAUUCCCGGAGAUGUUAGCCGAAAUCAUCAGCAAUCAGAUACCAAAAUAUUCUAACGGAAACAUAAAAAAACUCUUAUUUCAUCAGAAGUGACCGCCUUAAUAUGAAAAGGUUGCCUUAAAGAAAGUUGAAUUUAUAGCUUUUAUUGUACAAACGGAUUCGCUCAUUUCUGUCCUCGCAACGGUGUUUCUUUUGUAAUUAUGCACUACACGUGGUUUAUAGAGGGCCAAGAUUCGGGCUCUAACAGCCGUCGAUUAGUCACUUCUCAGUGAUUGGCAGGGAGUGGGGAGGAGGCGGGAGGGGAGGAAAGUCCUGGGAAUUGGCCUGGCCCCCAGGCCUGCCCACGGAACCCCAGCUCCAGGCUCUGAGUGUGGAACCCUCUGCUCGAUGGCGUCACGGGCGGCUGGAGAACAUUUUCUAGAAAAAUUUUUUUUUUUUUGGUCGUGGUUUUUUUUUUCCUUCUCCUGUAUAGUUGAGAUAGCAUUUUGAUUUAUGCAUGUAAUCUGAAAAAGAAAAAAAAAGUUUACAAGUCUAUAUCAGAAAAGGGAAGUUGUGCCUUUUAUAGCUAUUACUGUCUGGUUUUAGCAAUUUCUUUUACCUUUCUAUACCGUGAACUGGCUUGGUCAUUUUUUUUUCUUACAUCAUUUUUUGUAUUCAAGUUGCCUGUUGUACAGCUGUUUAUUUUCAAGGUGGGCAGCUAGCUCCCAGCUUUCCGGAAGGAACUCUAAACAUGAAUCUCGACGUAUCCCGUGUGUGAAAAUGGGUCGGUGCUUCUACCGUGAUGGCUUUGGGCCGGCAGGCAAAACCACAGCCAUCUAACCUGUCGGGAGACUUUGCCAGUCUCUGCCUAUUAACUCGACCGAAAAGUCCCAUUUUGUAUAUAUCGGCAUCAACACACUGAAUAUACAGGUCUGUGCAAUGGAACUAUCCCACCUGGCUGCUGGAGCCCAGAGCCGUGGCCAAGCCCCGGGCAGGCGCUCCGUAAGUAGACUUGUUGGUGGUGAAUCUCUUCAAAGGACGAGCAAGCACUUAAAGCCCCAGCUGUACCAAGGCCAGCCUUGAGCCGGGUGACUAGGAAGAGCGUUCCGGUUGAGAACGUCCAGCAUGACUUCAACGGAGUUAUGCUUCCAAGCAGAGAACUUCAGUCUUAUUCCAUCCUUAAAGGCUCCCAGGCAGAGAUCCAGUUGGAAAGGUCCCGCUCGCCCCUGGCACUUGUGGGUGUGACUCUAAAGGCCGUUUCCUCUCGCUAAUCCUCCCUCCCCCGCGGUUGGCCCAAGCGAUAAAGCAGGUCCCGGCUCCGUCCUCCAGGUCACCGGCUGGAAAGGUGUACCCGUGGUUAGGCGCCCAUUUUCACAUUCCCAUCUGUCACUGAUCAGUUCAUCUUUCCUGGAGUCCAGGGAAGUUCAGCUACUGAGUUUGUGGUUUGGAAUUGUGUCUGACUUCUUGUCUUUGUGAGGCUCCAUCUUCUCAUCGAUUACUCUAAGUGUGCCAUAUAAUUACCAUAAGUCUUGUGAAUUUCUCCUUGUCACCGUUGAUAAUUCUAUUUUAAACAAUUUAGAAGCUGUAGUAGCCCUUUCUGUGUGCACCUUACGACCUUUCUGUCAAGUCAAAACGUACAUAUUUACUAAAGCCACUCUAAAUUUGAUUUCUACUCAGUGGCCAAAUUAUCUGUGUAAUAGAAACUGAAAAACAAAUCAUCUAAAUAAUAUUAAAAUAUGAAACUUCUAAUAUAUUUUUAUAUUUAGUUCUAGUUUCAGAUAUAUAUCAUAUUGGUAUAUUCACUAAUCUAGGAAGAAAAGGGAAGGGCUACUGCAGCUUUAAAUGCAAUUUAUUACAAUGAUUGUAAAAUAGCUUGUAUAGUGUAUAAUAAGAAUGAUUUUUAGAUGAGAUUGUUUUAUCAUGACACAUGUUAUAUAUUUUUUGUAGGGGGUCAAAGAAAUGUGGAAGGACAGCGAGAGGCUAAGAUUUUUUGGUUUGUGUGAGCGUUGAUCUUGGAAACAAAGUGACCAUUCUGGAGAGAGUGUGAAAAAAGGGGUGGCGAGAUAGGCUGGGCCUGGCUGCGGUUGCAGGGUUUUGGUCCCCCCUCCUCAGAGCAGUGGGAGGGUCUGCAUCCGAGCCCCUACCUGGAGAGCGGAGAGCCCAGCACAAGGUUGCGGGCACCGUCCGGACCCUGGAGUCCCUCUCAACAUACAGCAGAGCAAAAACAAACAGCUUGAGAAGUUUGGCAAUAAAUAAAGCAUACAGGUACCAGCAAUAUGUAAAUAUGGCACAUCCUUUUUUUUUUUCCCCCAUAGGUCGUCACAAUACACUAAUUCCUUUCUGGCAUACCGCAGAGAGCUCAUUUCCAAGAAAAGGGGCGUGGAGGCUGUGUUAACUUGGAAUCUAUUUGAAUGCUAUUCUCAUAAAACGUUAUCUUCAGGAGUUUGGAGAAACGAUCAUGUUUAAUAAAAAAAAAAAGUAAUCAUUCUGUUCGCAUUUUGAAUGAUCUCUGAAGGUUAAAUUCACUGCAGAGUGCCUAAGAUGGGUGUCAGAGUAUUUUUUAAGUAGCUGCUGGUAACUCACCUGAAGGGGAGAUGAUUGUUCCAGGCUUGAGUAGGAGGUACUGUUCAAAGGCUGAAGGGACUCCGUUUCUCCCAAGAGGCUCUAGAAAUGUAAAUUAUUUCUCUUUUAGGUAAUGUUACACAAUUGGAAAUGGGAUGUGUCACUUCUUUUCAUCCCAGCAAUCUCAGCUUGCCAAACCUUUCAGGCAUUGGUCGGUAAGAUGGGAGCAGAGUCAGGGUCCAUCUAAGAGUCCAUCUAAGCCUACGGCAAGCCCACAGACCUGUCUCAAAAUCCACACGUCCCUUGAGGCCGUUUGCUACGGUGAGGCCCUGUUGCAGUCAUGGCCGGGGUAGAAAGUAUGAGGUUGGUUGCUCUUUGCAGAUGCUCAUGGCUCACAGUGAGGGACUGCGCAAGAAUGUAGAUAUUUGAGGCCAACCUUCGCCCCCACCUCUGGGAGAUUCGUUUUUGCCAACCCAGUCAUUUAGCCCCCGUCCCCUUUUGGAUUAGGGGGAGGUAGCCCUCGAGGUAAAGAAAUACUCCCAGAUAAAGCUGGGAGAUUUAGACCACCCACCCCCACCACCACCAAGGCCUUACGUGGGAGGGGCAAGCCAGUAGGGGAGGUGUAACACAUGCCGAACAUGGGAAAUGAGCUGCACGAAACCGCUUAGAGCACCGGACGGUGCUUAAGGUGGGCCGGAGGCUAGGAAGCUGACCCAAAGGCGAGGGCUAACUGACUCCGAGUCUCGAAGGUCAGAAAUUUGGGAAAUCGGACAACUCUCCCUGCCGUCCCUUCCCGUGGAGCCAAGGGAGAGCGUCCCCAGUGUGAAAGCAAUCUGAUCGGCACCUGGGAACCUGCCCUCCUUUCUUCCCCUUUCUUUAGGCCAAGCCAGGGAAGCGUGGGAAUGUGAAUCUAUCGUGGCCCCUCACGCAUUUGCCACAUUGUGCCAAGAUCAAUGGCUCUUUCCAGUAACGGAAUCAGCCCCAGGCCGCCCCGGGUCUCCAACUCCAAUCGUUUGCCCCCUCUCCUCCAGACGUGGGAUCGUUCACACGCUGAACCGAUCCAUCACAGGUCAGGAGUAAAAAAAUGCGCGGAAACCCAAAGUAGGUUCCCAUCGCGCUUAGUCGCCCGGAAGGGCUCUGCCCGCAGGGUCGGGAGUGGUGGGGUUGGCAUGUCUAGCCAGGCCUGAUUCCAAGGCUGGGCAAGGGGGAAGAGGCUUCAGAACAGGGAACGAGGCAGGGAGUCUGAGUCCUUUUGAAACAGUUUUUCAAAGUGGAUCGCACGGUAGCUAAAUGGUUCCAAAUGCCAUCACUUCACCCAGGGUCUGGCCCCAGGUUGGCAAACACUGUUGUGAUGAUAAUGAGAACCAAGUUUUCCGGAAAGGAAAAGAGCCUCUUGACGAGUGCUUGGAAUAAGGCUUUUGUUUCCUAAUUCAAGGCUGUGUGUGUCUGAAAUUACCCCUCCCCCCACACCCCUGGCAUAACCUGCUAAGUACGUAUAGAUUCCAGUGUGUCAAUAUUCUAUUUUGUAUAUUAAACAAAAGCUAUAUAAUGGGGACAAAUCUAUAUUAUACUGUGUAUGGCAUUAUUAAAAAGCUUUUUCAUUAUUUUUUAUCACAGUAAUUUUAAAACCGUGUAAAAAAUUAAAACCAGUGACUCCUGUUUAAAAAAGAAAAGUUGUAGUUUUUUAUUCAUGCCGAAUAAUAACUCUGUAGUAAAAAUGUCUUUUCACCUACUCAGUGAAAUGUUGGACUGUAAAAUCUUGUGUGGAACUGUUUAACUUUUAUUUUUCAUUUAAAUUUGUUGUUCUGGUAAUACCAAACCACACAUUUGUACAGAAUAUGCAGUAAAUGUUAGUCAUUUACAGCAAUGCCGAAUUAUUGGACAGAAAUCAUAUAAUAAAAACCUGCUUUUUUAUUUAA
Molecule: messenger RNA, 6909 nt
Organism: Ornithorhynchus anatinus (platypus)
Lineage: Eukaryota; Metazoa; Chordata; Mammalia; Monotremata; Ornithorhynchidae
Gene: NR3C1
Product: nuclear receptor subfamily 3 group C member 1
Exons: 9
Coding region: 212-2542 (776 amino acids)
Biological process (GO): nuclear receptor-mediated glucocorticoid signaling pathway; regulation of DNA-templated transcription
Cellular component (GO): nucleus
Molecular function (GO): DNA-binding transcription factor activity; nuclear glucocorticoid receptor activity; sequence-specific DNA binding
Source: RefSeq, a predicted model, not a curated record